AUGGCCAGCCAGCACGACUCAGCGAGCUGCCCAGAGCUCCUGAGGGAGCAACAGGCUCGCCUCGAUGCCGCCCGGGUCUUUGGCCAGGCCCAAACCAUCGCUGCCGACCAGCAGGGCGUUGCUGGCUUUGUCGACUUGGAGGCCGAGGAUCUCCCCUCGUCGACGGAGUUGAUGUCGGGUCAAGCAAUUGACUCGGCAACAAUCUUCGGAGAUGAGCUCACGGCACGCAAGUACCGUGAGGUCCUGUUGCCCACAACGGGGCAGCAGGAUGGGACGAUUCCUCGGACACCGGCGCAGAAGCGCGCCCACGUCCGAGUCCUGUUCAAGGCGUUCAAGUCAGUGCCUCAGAACAGUGAGGAGGGAGCAAAGAUGAAGGAAAAGUUCAUCAAGGAGGACCACAACAACCAUCUUGUGGAGGUGAUGUGUUGGGAGCUGUUGGAAGACUGCAUUCGGCGGGCAGGGACGACCGAGAAUUUGGUCGAGGCAUGGGAGCCAGGAAAGGCGAGAGGCAAGAACGAGCACUGGACAUUCGCGGAACGAUUCGACCACCUGGCCCAGGCCAUGGCAACAUCAAAGUCCAUCUGCAAGCACCUUUUUGACGUCCCAUUCCGCGUCAAGCUGGUCGAUGACCCCCUCCGCAGCUCGAAACGAGUUGCAUCCAACCGACUCCUGAACCAGAAGAAGGCCGAGUCUCUGAAGAGAGGAAGACAGGCAGAGAAGGAGGAUGAGAAGAGUGCCAAACGCUCCAAGAGAGAGCAGACCACAGGGGCGCAGGUAGACAACAACCUGGCUUCUCAGACCACUCAGCAACUGGCACCUCCUGCCACCCCACAGCCAAUGGCUACCCAGCGACGCCCGUUGGGCAUGCAGCAACCACAAACACCACAGAUGCAGCUCUCACCUGCCCCUAGAGCAGGAAGCAGGAGCACGAGUAUGCAGGACCCCAACAUGGGGCGAUUCCAGUCAAUGCAGGGGAGCCACACGACGGCAUUCAUACCCACAGGUCCCUCUGCACCACAACACUACUACCCCCAAGCCUUAAAUCAUGGCGCUCCUCACAGUCAGCCACCCAACUUUCCGUACCCCGGGUCAAUGCCAACAAUGCCUCAUCAGUGGAACCCGUACGGCAGGGUCAAUCUUGGUGCUGUAGGCCACGCACGUCUGUCGAUCGGGUCUCCUGCAGCCGAACCCACAGGAUCACUACCUCAAGCACAACUCUUUCCCCACCAGUUGCUAGCAUGGGCUCCCGACAGCUUGUUAGAUCCGAACGUCAACUUUCAGCGGGAUCUGCCGGUCGACCCGAAUAUGCCAGACGAAGAUCCUGAGUUCCACGAUGACUUUCCGCAACAGGGUUACUAUGACACAGCCCCCUCCAGCAUGCCUCAAGGCCGUACAAACUCCAGUGGCUCCACCCAAUCUGAGGGCGAUUACCAGACCAACCCCCAGACCAACUCCAACCCUUGA
Messenger RNA from Capronia epimyces CBS 606.96, 1464 nucleotides. RefSeq lists its product as uncharacterized. Lineage: Eukaryota; Fungi; Ascomycota; Eurotiomycetes; Chaetothyriales; Herpotrichiellaceae. The coding region runs from base 1 to 1464 and encodes 487 amino acids. The record is from RefSeq and is a predicted model, not a curated record. The transcript has a single exon.